UAGGUCCGUUCUGGGCGGGGGAUGACUCACAGCCCAUCCCAUCUCCCCGACGCCGCCCGCCCGCGCCGAGCUAGCUCCAUGGCUUAGCGGAGGAGGCGGCGGCUAAUGGGGGGAGGGGGACUCUUAUUUUGUUAGGGGGACCGGGCCGAGGCCCGACCGGCCUGGCAGGGCUCGCCCGGGGCCGGGCGUCAUGUCUCAUGCAGCCGAACCAGCUCGGGACGGCGUAGAGGCCAGCGCGGAGGGCCCUCGAGCCGUAUUCGUGCUGUUGGAGGAGCGCAGGCCGGCAGACUCAGCCCAGCUGCUCAGCCUGAACUCUUUGCUUCCGGAAUCCGGGAUUGUUGCUGACAUUGAAUUAGAAAACAUCCUUGAUCCGGACAGCUUCUACGAACUCAAAAGCCAACCCUUAUCCCUCCGAUCCAGCCUCCCAAUAUCACUGCAGGCCACACCAGCCACCCCAGCUACACUCUCUGCAUCGUCUUCUGCAGGGGGCUCCAGGACCCCUACCAUGUCAUCAUCUUCCUCAUCGAGGGUUUUGCUGCGGCAGCAGCUCAUGCGGGCCCAGGCACAGGAGCAAGAGAGGCGUGAGCGUCGGGAACAGGCCGCAGCCGCUUCCUUCCCCAAUCCUGCACCUGCUUCACCUGCCAUCUCCGUGGUUGGCGUUACUGCAGGGGGCCACACUUUGGGCCGGCCACCCCCUGCUCAGGUGCCCAGGGAGGUCCUCAAGGUGCAGACCCACCUGGAAAACCCAACGCGCUACCACCUGCAACAAGCACGCCGGCAGCAGGUAAAACAGUACCUGUCCACCACACUUGGGCCCAAGCUGGCUUCCCAGGCUCUCACACCACCUCCGGGGCCUGCAAGUGCCCAACCAUUGCCUGCUCCUGAGGCUACUCAUGCCACUGGCCCCACAGGCAGUGCUCCCAACAGCCCCAUGGCUCUGCUCACCAUCGGGUCCAGCUCAGAAAAGGAGAUUGAUGAUGUCAUUGAUGAGAUCAUCAGCCUGGAGUCCAGUUACAAUGAUGAGAUGCUCAGCUAUCUUCCCGGAGGCACUACAGGACUACAGCUCCCCAGCACGCUGCCUGUGUCAGGAAAUCUCCUGGAUGUCUACAACAGUCAGAGUGUAGCUACGCCAGCCAUCACUGUAAGUAACUCCUGUCCAGCUGAGCUGCCCAACAUCAAACGGGAGAUCUCUGAAACAGAGGCAAAGGCCCUUUUGAAGGAACGGCAGAAGAAAGACAAUCACAACUUAAUUGAGCGUCGGAGGCGAUUCAACAUUAACGAUAGGAUCAAGGAACUGGGCACACUCAUCCCCAAAUCCAACGACCCGGAGAUGCGCUGGAACAAAGGCACCAUCCUGAAGGCCUCUGUAGAUUACAUCCGAAAGCUACAGAAGGAGCAACAGCGCUCUAAAGACCUGGAGAGCCGACAGAGAUCCCUGGAGCAGGCCAACCGUAGCCUGCAGCUCCGGAUUCAGGAGUUAGAACUGCAGGCCCAGAUCCACGGUCUGCCAGUACCUCCCACCCCAGGGCUGCUUUCCCUGGCCACAACUUCGACAUCUGACAGCCUCAAGCCAGAGCAGCUGGACAUUGAGGAAGAGGGCAGAUCAAGUGCAGCCACAUUUCAUGUUGGAGGAGGACCUGCCCAGAGUGCUGUCCAUCAGCAGCCCCCAGCACCGCCUUCUGAUUCACUUCUGGACCUGCACUUUCCCAGUGACCACUUGGGGGACCUGGGAGACCCAUUCCACCUGGGGCUGGAGGACAUUCUGAUGGAGGAGGAGGAGGGGGUGGUGGGAGGACUAUCUGGUGUUGCUCUGUCCCCUCUGCGGGCUACCUCUGAUCCCUUGCUCUCUUCUGUAUCCCCGGCUGUCUCCAAGGCUAGUAGCCGCCGCAGCAGCUUCAGCAUGGAGGAAGAGUCCUGAUAAGGCCUCACCUCUCCCCUGGGACCCCAUUAUACCCCACCCCCACCUAGGCACUGAGGACAAGCCAGGGUGAGGUCCUGCCUUCCCCCCCCCUACUUUCCCAUGAGAUUGCCCUGCCCAGGAAUUCUGGGGGAAGAGGUGAUGUGAUUGAUCAGGCCCCAACCCUAUAAUAAACAAGGAGGAGGAAUCAGAUGAGAACCUGCCCCUGUACUCUAAGGACUCUCCUAAUAAGUUGUACUAAGUAAAAAACAAAGGAGAUAUCAGGAUGCUGCUCCAUCCCUUCUGUGCAAAUUGCCAGUCUAGCCUAUCCUGGCACUGGAAGAAGAGUUAAAAAUAAACUGAUUGAGGUCCCAACCCUGGGGGUUUAAGCCCUGCUCCUUUCUCCUAUGAACCUUGCCUGGGCAAAGAAGUGAGAGUCUGAUCCUACCCCUUCCCCCUGAAAACUCAGUCUGGCCUUCUUGGAAUGGAGGCCAAGCCAGGCCCCAUCCCUUCUCUGAAGAAGAGCCAAGCACAGGUUUUUCAGGUAUGGAGGAAUUAGUAAGGAUCUGGCCACCCACAUGGAGAUCAGCCCUUUCCCUUCCUCUUAGCAACAUGCCAUGCAAGCAUUCCACACUUCUGGGAGGAGUGGCACUUAAGCUCCCUGCCUUAACCUGGGACCAAACUGAACUGACCUAGGAGGGCUCAGAGUUGAUCUUGCUUUUGGGAAAGUGGGCAGCUUUUGAAAUUUUCUGCAUUAACUUCCCAGACGUAGAUCUCAAGUGAGACUUAAGACUCACCCUAGGGCAAAGUCCUGCCUUCUUCCUUGAGUGGCAGCGUGGGAGGUAAUGGAGUUUUAAGUGGGGAUCCAUUCUAGAUGCCACAAACCAAUUGAUAGAAACGGGUCUUGCUGGGGAAUUCCUCAGCCCAAGAGAAUGUAGGUUCUCUCCUAUAAGGCAGGAGCUUAGAAGAAGGAUUGCAAAAGCAUAUUGUAUUUUAUCAUUUGUUUAUGUGAUUUUUUUAUUGACCACCCUAACCUCUGGCCCCCACCCAGUUCUCCAUUUGGAGCAAUCACCCUGGUUCAGAGUUAUUAAGAGACACUCCCCACCCAUCCUGGCCUCUCCCGCCACUUACACCCAAGGAGGGUGUACUGAGGGGUCUGUAGGUUUGUGAAUAAGAUAAUAAAUGCUAGGCGUGUUUGAUGCGCUUUUAACUUUGGCAAA
Molecule: messenger RNA, 3117 nt
Organism: Dipodomys spectabilis (banner-tailed kangaroo rat)
Lineage: Eukaryota; Metazoa; Chordata; Mammalia; Rodentia; Heteromyidae
Gene: Tfe3
Product: transcription factor binding to IGHM enhancer 3
Exons: 10
Coding region: 191-1918 (575 amino acids)
Biological process (GO): positive regulation of DNA-templated transcription; regulation of transcription by RNA polymerase II; humoral immune response
Cellular component (GO): nucleus
Molecular function (GO): RNA polymerase II cis-regulatory region sequence-specific DNA binding; DNA-binding transcription factor activity, RNA polymerase II-specific; protein dimerization activity
Source: RefSeq, a predicted model, not a curated record